CUUUGUUUCUACCAGUUACCUGGUCGUUUCUUUGUGAUUAUGUGGCAGGAAUUUCAGCUGUACUGAGAUAUGGACAAGAUCAUGUUGAUGAUGGCGCUGAUAAAUCCUAGCUUCGUCACUGCAGCAACGACAGACUGCCGCGCCCUACACGACUGGCACCACUGCCUCUGGGUCAGAUAUGCCGACGGCUCCUGGCCCGACACAAGAGAGACAUGUCACAAGUUCCAAACCGACCUCGCCUCCUUCUCCAACCCAUCGGAGGCCUCUAUACUGAAGGCAAAGCUGCGUCCUCACGUCUCCUACUGGGUGGGGAUCCAGUUAAGACCGCCUUUAUCUGACCCAAUCUGGCUGGAUGGCAUCAGAGAAACCGACUCCACCCGGUUCCCGAUCCUUGAUGGAGCGAGUCCCGGAAAGACGGGUGUGUACUGCGGAUGUGUGCAGCUAGCAGACCACGGGAGCCUGGAGUGGGGGCUGGAUGACUGUACUUACUCCAAGCCCUUCAUCUGUGAGCGAACUGUCCGUGAAGACAACAAGACAACAAAACACACAGCUGCUACAUCACAGCAUACAUCGUCGUACACACCUACUAUCACACAAGGCACUGCCGCGACGAAAACAACUGAUACACCACCACCACCAGCUCAACUAGCUUCUUCAUCCUCUACUACUUCAACCAUCACUGUCACCGGAAACCCGACGUUAUCCACCACUGCCACCGGAAAUCCGACGUCAGCCAUCACUGUCACCGGAAACCCGACGUCAGCCAUCACUGUCACCGGAAACCCGACGUCAGCUAGGUAUCCCAACGCGCUGACGUUGCCCACUCACAUGACCAUGACUACUGCGCAUCCACAGACACAUCACGUGACACAACAUACCACCACUCCCGACGUCGUUAGUGUCAUCACGGUGACUUCUGGUACGACACACAAGCCACACCAGCCCCAGCUGCAGAUGCGCCCUCGUUCGCGGAAACGCCGUCGGCUACCUGCGCACAUUCACCUGUUGUUACCUGCGCAUGUCCGCAUCCGUAGAACAAGACACUGUCACCCCGACAGCUUACACGUGCACGCUCAAGCAUGCUGUUUUAACGGGGCAUCACUCAGCUGCGUUACCUCCUCGCGCCUCAUCUUCGCCUGCCCGCCGCCGUACCCAAGGUGCAUCGCUGCGUCUCAUAACCCGGUUACAUCUACCCAAGCUGUUGCGCAUGCUCAAACAUUAACCACAACUAACACUUUUUCAGCAGCAACAACUGCACUACAUUCAACUUCGCCUACUGGAACACCAUCAGCUACACAUGUAAAUAGGAUGCAGUCCACGAUGACACCCAAGAGAAGAGUGUCUUCGACUUUCCUGAGUCCGGCUUUCCAGGGGAACAUACAUUUUGAUCAAAAUGAAGGUUUAGCACUGUGCAGCGAAUCGGAUCAGCCUUUGGAUUGUCUUUUGGUUCAUAUUCAAGAUGGCGAUCUGAAACCGAAAGUGACAUACCAUGCAUUGCUCAGGCUUUUCCGUGAUCUGCGUAUUUCCAUGACAAUAUCUCACUCGCAGCAAACAAAGACAAACUUCGAGAACUUCUUCCGGAUACUAAACUUUUUCAUCGAGGGCAGCUACAGUCAGCACUGGAAUAAAUACAACAUGAGCCUGUGUGACGUCAUAUCUAUUGUGGAGGUGUUCCUGAACAGAAACAUCCAACACCUGCCCCUGAGUGACGUCAUCAGCAGGACGUAUUCGCAUAUUGAAAUACUAAUUAAGCGUAUACCAAGAAAAAUGAUGAAGCACUUCCACUACCGUGACAAGAAUGGUCUCGGAAACAUAACACACAUCCGCCCGACAGCACCGCUUAAUACGUCAUUCAACGACGAUGUCGUCGUCGCUAUCGUGCUGAUGAAGGUGCCAGUGCUGCAGGUGGCGCUCGUAGACAGCAACGACAGCGGGUUGGUGCUGAGCCCCGUGUUGUCUCUGACCGCCUACAGCAGGGAGCGACAUGUCAGUCUUACUCAUACGUUCAACCUCCUUCACACGAAAAGCGGAGAUCAGUUCCGUGUACUAGAGAUGGAGGAGGGUGGGCACCCCAUGCAGUGUGUGUUCUGGGAUAACAGUUCCAGAGCAUGGUCGACAUAUGGAUGCACUAUGACGUCAUCAAACAACUUGACGUCACAGUGUUACUGCAACCACACCACCAACUUUGCCAUUCUGAUGCAGAUUAAUGACUUUGAGCUAGCCGCUAGUGACAAGCUAGCUCUAGAGGUGAUCACGUACAUCGGCUGCAGUGUGGCUCUCAUCACUCAGGUGUUCGCCAUCACCGUCUACACGUUCGUGGGAUCACUGAACACUGAACGAGUGUACAUGUAUGUUCAUCGGAACUUGUGUAUCGCCAUUGUGUGCGCUCAGGUCACCUUCCUGGCGGGCAUCGACGCCGUACAACACAGGCUGGUGUGUGCGGCGGUGGCGCUGGUGCUACACUACUGCUACACCGCCGUGUUCGUCUGGAUGCUGGUGGAGGGGCUGCAUCUCUACAGCAAGGUGGUCCAGGUGUUCGGCACGGAGCGCUCCCGCAUGAUCUACUACAUGACCUUCGGAUGGGGUGUUCCCGUGAUUCUGGUGACGAUCUCGGCCGCAGCAGACUGGGAGGGGUACGGAACAGAACACAGCUGCUGGUUGUCCACAAGUAGAAAAACCAUCUGGACAUUCGUUGGACCCGCCCUGGCUAUCAUAAUAGUUAACAUGGUCAUCUUAGCUGUCGUCAUACGGAUCGUCAUAUCCUCGUCUAAACUGGAGAAACACGGCGAAUAUGACCACAUAAGGGCCGGCAUCAAGGGGGCGUUGUUUCUUCUACCCCUCCUCGGACUCACGUGGGUGUUCGGGCUGGCUGCCGUCAACCAACGCCUCGUUGUCUUCCAAUACCUCUUCGCCAUCUUCAACUCCCUGCAAGGCUUCUUCAUCGCCAUGUUUCACUGUGCGUUCAACGGCGAGGCGAGUAUUGUGAUCACUAUCAUCAUUUAUCAUAUUUUGUAA
Messenger RNA from Haliotis rufescens (red abalone), 3015 nucleotides. RefSeq lists its product as uncharacterized. The record is from RefSeq and is a predicted model, not a curated record. The transcript has 23 exons. Gene Ontology annotation, molecular function: G protein-coupled receptor activity. Gene Ontology annotation, cellular component: membrane. Bases 70 to 3015 code for a protein of 981 amino acids. Gene Ontology annotation, biological process: adenylate cyclase-activating G protein-coupled receptor signaling pathway; cell surface receptor signaling pathway. Lineage: Eukaryota; Metazoa; Mollusca; Gastropoda; Lepetellida; Haliotidae.